Messenger RNA from Ceratitis capitata (Mediterranean fruit fly), 1339 nucleotides. RefSeq names its product cytochrome c oxidase assembly protein COX15 homolog. Gene Ontology annotation, cellular component: mitochondrial inner membrane. Bases 81 to 1307 code for a protein of 408 amino acids. Lineage: Eukaryota; Metazoa; Arthropoda; Insecta; Diptera; Tephritidae. The transcript is spliced from 4 exons. The record is from RefSeq and is a predicted model, not a curated record. Gene Ontology annotation, molecular function: oxidoreductase activity, acting on NAD(P)H, heme protein as acceptor. Gene Ontology annotation, biological process: heme A biosynthetic process.
UUUAGCAACAAUUUCCUCUUCUUCUUUUUGAACUUCACGAUGUAUUUUCAUGAUUCUUUCUAAAACUUCGAAACAUCACGAUGUUACGUUGUGUAAAAUAUAUACUCCAUAAUAAUGGAGCUUCUUUACUUAAUCAACAUAAAUCAUUAAUUCGAUAUAAGCAUUUGCUAGCUGGUAACUUUCAAAAGAGUAUUAAUUUAGAAGCUAAAUGGGGGAAAAGGUUCCUAACUCGCAAUAGCAGUACACAGAGGAAGAAGGAGAAAAUAGUAGGUUCGUGGCUACUUUGCUGUGGUGGUAUGGUGUAUGUGGCUGUUGCUCUUGGAGGGGUAACACGACUAACGGAAUCUGGGCUGUCAAUGGUAAAUUGGGAGUUGCUCGGGGAGAAAAAACCUUCCACCGCUGAGGAAUGGAAAGUGGAAUUUUCGAAAUACCAAAAGUUUCCAGAAUUUAAACUGAAAAAUAGUUCAAUGUCUUUGGACGAGUUUAAAUUUAUAUAUAUGAUGGAAUACAUUCAUAGAAUGUGGGGACGUGGAAUCGGUGCUGUAUUCUUGAUACCAGCUGUUUAUUUUUGGAAACAAGGCUAUUUCACCAGUACUACAAAAAAAUACGUCUUGUUACUUGGUACAUUAAUUGGUUUACAAGGUCUUAUGGGUUGGUACAUGGUUAAAUCUGGACUGGAGGACAAAUUUCAAGAUGUAAAUGAUGUGCCUAGAGUAUCUCAAUAUCGAUUAGCUUCCCAUCUCGGUGUUGCGUUUGUUCUGUACAGCUUAUUUUUGUCAUCAGGUUUGACAAAGUUAAUGCCUCCAGUCAGUAUUAUCACCACUUCAAAAAAUCUUAUGCAUUUAAAAAAAAUUGCACAUGUAUCGAAAGGAUUUGUUUUUUUAACAGCGAUAUCAGGAGCUUUUGUAGCCGGACUUGAUGCCGGCUUAGUUUACAAUUCGUUUCCGAAAAUGGCCGAUAGGUGGAUUCCUGAUGAUGUUUUAGCCCUUACACCAAUCCAGCGAAAUUUUACAGAAAAUCCCACAACAGUGCAGUUCAAUCACAGAGUUUUGGGUAUAACCACUCUUUCUUUAGUGUCUUUAUUAUGGAUAUAUUCAAGGAAGUGUAUUUUACCAAAACGAGCGUCGUAUGCCAUAAAUGCCACUAUGUUAAUGGCCUGGUUACAAGCUACUUUAGGAAUAACUACUCUAUUGAAUCAUGUGCCGGUCCCCCUUGCGACGGCUCACCAAUCUGGCUCCUUACUGCUGUUAUCGUUUGCUCUUUGGUUAAGUCAAGAACUACGUUUAUUAAAGUAUAUUCCGAAAUGAAGCAUAUGCAACUAAUAAAAUUAAAAAACAUA